AUGCGCUGUGUAUCCUCAAUUACACUGAUCUUGACAAGCCUUGGUGCUUGCUCAGCACUCAAUUCGAGUGCGAGUCACGUCAACGACUCGAGUGGAAGCAAAUCCGUCCAUCGCUCAGAUCUUAGUGUGAUCACCCCAGCUACAAAAAAUUCGUCUAUCGAUGCAGUAGCGUCGCAGACUUACGAUAAACCUGAGCGUGACGGCAUUGACAAGAACAUUCACAGAGAAGAUGAGGAACGAGUCGAGUGGGGUAUCUUAUCUCCCCUUUUGAACUGGUUUAAAGGAAUUAAUGACGAGAAGAAGGAAGUCAGCACCUUAGCUCGUUCAGUGAAAUCGCAGAAGGGCAUAGAGUUGAUAAAUAAGCGGAAAGGGAAAAUGCCGGAUGAGAGCGAAGCAGUGAGGGCAGACGUCAGCGCGUUGUUUAGGAAGGCGAAAGGGACAACGUCGGAUAAAGGCAAUGCAGUGAUGCAAGAGUCGGAAGUGUUUAGCCCGCGAGAGAGCGAUCCGUUGAUCGAAGAGUCGGAAGCGACCACGUCGCAAACGAGCAAAGCAGCGAUGGUACGGUCGGAAUUAAGCACGCCUCAAGCGAACAAAUCGCCGUCGUAUGAAGAACAGGAUCCUGUACAGUAUGGACCAAAAGCUCAGACGAUGUGGGAUUUUUGCAGACAGCACCUGAUUGAAAAAGGUUUCGAACCGGCCAAGUAUGCAUUUGUACUUCGUGACCAAGCAUUGACGGAUUUUGAAGUUGUCAGUAAAACUAUCGAAACGGCGAUGGAAAAGUAUGUUUUCAGUCCGGAAAAAAAAAUUGUGGGUUUUUUGCUUGAAUUUCUCCCGAGAAAAAGAUGGUUUGGCGAUAGUACGCUAGGCCGUUGGUUGGACUAUCAGCUCGACGAUUUCAUUAAGUACUUUGACUAUAGUGAAAUGGCUGCUGGACAGAGGCUCUGUCAUGAUUACGCAGAUGCAGGCAUGGAAGAAGAGUUAUGGAUCAUACUUCGAAAGGCACGCCUUUUCACCAAUCAUAUUGCACCUGAUUUGUUGAACAACCCCGCGACACGCGAACUGAUGUUUCGAUUCAACAUAGAAAACGGUGUAAAAGGAGAAGUGUUUGGGAAAGCUCUACAUGAAACUGAAGACACUGAUGACGGCGAGAUCCUUCGUCAAUUAGCUUCCGCAAUUCUAGAGGAUCCGAAAAUGCCUGAGGCAGGUCAUCCGGAAAAAUUAAUGUCACUUGAUGUGGAAGAGCCUGAGACUCCUGUGUUGAGAACGCUUGCGUCAAAAGAUGAAAAGAAAAGCGUUUUCUAUUGGAUUUAUUCGAAGCCUGGAAAAUUUAUGAAGAUCUUUGAGGAGCAGCUGGGCAGUGACGACCAAGUGAGGCUUUUCCAAGGGGUUCUCAAUGAUAACGAUCAAGUGAGAUUGUUCAAAGCGGCUUUAAAGAACGACGAUCAGGUAACGUUGCUCAAAGAGAUUAUGCAAGAACGGAUGUCGGUCGAUGGAGUUGAUACACAAAGAAUGGCAAAGUUUGAAGCGGGUCUAAAGUGUCAAGAGGGUGUAAAGUGUAAAACACUGGAGUUGUUCAGAGCUGCUCUCUCGAAUGAUCGCACAGCAAAGAAUUUUCAAGUACUUCUGGAAAGUUCCUCGCCAAAAAAACUCUUCCAAAUUCUUGUAUCACACUGGUAUCGAAAAGAGUUUGCGCGCUAUUUGCGUAGAUAUAUCGAUAAAAGCAAUUAG
Molecule: messenger RNA, 1728 nt
Organism: Plasmopara halstedii
Lineage: Eukaryota; Oomycota; Peronosporomycetes; Peronosporales; Peronosporaceae
Exons: 2
Coding region: 1-1728 (575 amino acids)
Source: RefSeq, a predicted model, not a curated record